Serinus canaria (Common canary) is the source of this 2642-nucleotide messenger RNA. It is a transcript of the gene GINS2, whose product is annotated as GINS complex subunit 2. NCBI's taxonomy places the organism in Eukaryota, Metazoa, Chordata, Aves, Passeriformes, Fringillidae. Gene Ontology annotation, biological process: double-strand break repair via break-induced replication; DNA replication. The transcript is spliced from 5 exons. Gene Ontology annotation, cellular component: GINS complex; nucleus. The record is from RefSeq and is a predicted model, not a curated record. The coding region runs from base 83 to 751 and encodes 222 amino acids.
GGCUGCGCAGCCAAUAGGGAGCGAGGGCGGGCUCGGCGCCGGUGCGGUCCCGGCCCGGUCCCGGUUUGGCUGCCCCGGCUCCAUGGAGCCGGCCGAGGUGGAGUUCCUGGCCGAGAAGGAGCUGGUGACGAUCGUGCCCAACUUCAGCCUCGACCGGAUUCACCUCAUUGGGGGAGAUCUGGGUCCCUUCAAUCCUGGUUUGCCAGUGGAAGUGCCUGUGUGGUUGGCCAUUAAUCUGAAGCAGAGGCAGAAGUGUCGGCUCAUUCCCCCAGAAUGGAUGGAUGUUGGGAAACUGGAGGAAAUCCGGGAUCAGGAGCGGAAAGAGGACACCUUCACUCCAAUGCCCAGUCCCUACUACAUGGAGCUCACCAAGCUGCUGCUGAACUAUGCCUCUGACAACAUCCCCAGGGCGGAUGAGAUCCGGACGCUGGUGAAGGACACGUGGGACACGCGCAUGGCCAAGCUGCGCCUGUCCGCCGACAGCUUCGUGCGGCAGCAGGAGGCUCACGCCAAGCAUCCAGCCUGCCCCCAGCAGGCUCUGCCUUCCUCUCCUUCCUUCCAGCCCUUCCAGGCUCUGGCACAGCUCCUCCAGCAAUUCUGCACGGACACAAAUGCACACCACAACCCCGGGCAGGGGGAAAAUCGGUCCAAAAACCCUGAAUCCAGCCUGGUGAGGAGGGAAAAUCAGCACAGGAGCUGCUACAAAGCGAGGCUGCAUCCCAGCCAGGCUCCUCAGCACGGCGAGGGAUAAAUUGCCAAUGAUUUUCCAUCCCUGGCUUCUUCCCCCCUCCCUCUGCCCCGGCACACAGGAAGGGAAAGGAGCGAAUUUCGCCGUGUUAAAAUUCCCUUCGAAGCCCGGAGUUGGCAGCAGCGAGGCCAGAGGCUGGCGAGGCAAUUGGGGAUUUAAAAAAGAUUAAACUAAUUUCUGUCACAAGGGCAUUUUGCUUUUUAAUCUCGCCCAGCUUUUUUUUAUUUGGUGAAGCCAAUGAGAGAGCAGGGAGCAGGGGGGGCGUGGGGGGGUUAAUGCUUUCCUUUGCCGGCGCAACGAGGGAAUUUAAAGCAGGAAGCAGAGGUCACCUUUUCCCGGAGAUGUGAGCUGGUCUCGUGGCGAAUUAAAAACAAUUUCUAAUAAAUAAUUUAAAAAUAACAAUCAAAUAAAAAGGCUCCCCCUGGGGAGGGGAGGCGGGGCACACGCCGCUUUUUAGCAAGCGGCUAAAAAUGGCACCAAGCGUGACCCUGGUGGCACCAGGACAUCCCUGCCCGCCUGCGGGCACAGCUCCACACGGAUUGUCCCCAAAGUGCCACCAAGAGACCCCACAGGACCCACUCUCCCUGUGCCCACACUACCUUAGAGCUGCUCUGAUUGUCUUGGUAUUUUUUGGAGGGGACAAGGACACCCCAGUGCCACCCACCCGUCAUCCCUCCAUCCUCUCCACGCAAUCCCUUGGGAUUUUUCCUUUGGCAGAUGGAGCCUGGGCAAGGCUCAGACACCACCCAGCACUGUGACACCCACAACAACCCAGCUGGAGCAGAAAAAACCCCAGGAAGCAAAGAAAAAGGGAAAAAAUAAAGAACAAAACCACAGGAGGGUGGAAGGGCUCAGCUUCUCGAGGGCCUGGUGGUGGGACAGGACCUGCCCCGGUGGAAAAGGGGAUUUAUUUUACUGGGUAUCAAUUCUUUUUAAAACAUUUCAAUAUCUUUUCUGGCCCGACCAGCAGCAGUACAAACACUAAAAGCGAUUUAAUCUUUUUUGCCAAAAGGAAAAAAUAAAGAAAACAAACUAGAAAGAAAGUAAAAACAGGGAGGGAGAAGGAAGGAGGGGGAAAAAAGGAAAAAAAAAAGCAGAAACAUCUUAAAAAAAAAGGCAAGCUUUUUAUAACAAUAAUUAAAGCAAUAAAAACAUACAAAACUUUGUUGUUUUUUAAUAUAUAUACACAGUACAAGGCUGAAGCACCUUUUUUUUUCUUUUUUUUCUCUUUUUUUCCGCCUGUUCAAUCCCAAAGCCGGGGUGACAAAGUGACCCCACGCGUGUCCCUGCCCCUUCCCCACCAACCAGGAACAAAAAGGGACCUUCAACCAGUUUAUUGACUUUAUUUUUGAUAGCCAAGUGCAUUUCCAGGGGAAGCCCCGGGCUGGGGGUGCCGUGCUGGGAGCGGGGUCCGGCAGCACCCGGGGCCCCGCCGGGUUUAGUGUUGUCGGUGGAGUCGUUCAUUGUCUUUUCUUUUUUUUUUUUGUUUUCUUUUUUUUUUUUAAAAAAAAAAAAAACCAAAGAACCAACAAAAAUGAGCGUUAUAAAGUGUGGGUGGGUGGAGGGGGGCACUUCAGAGCCGUGGCCCCCAGAGGAGGGGACAGGAGGGGACAUGCCGGGGGCUGCUGGCCGUGGGAUGGGCUCCCGGCUCCUCCCGGCUCCCGUUUGCUUCAUGCAUGGCACAUUCUCCAUUUAUUUAUUUCUCUUCUUUUUUUUGUUUUGUUUUGUUUUCUUCCUUUUAUUAUUAAUGAUUUUGUUGUCGUGGUUUGGGUUUCUUCUUUUUUUUUUUUGUUUGUUUGUUUUUUUCCGUUCUUUUUUUUUUUUUUUUUUAAUUUUAUUUUCGUAGCUUCAAACCUCCCAGUGAAAAAUAUUAAAUAUUCAAGGUAAUAAAAUA